Sturnus vulgaris (Common starling) is the source of this 1321-nucleotide messenger RNA. The record is from RefSeq and is a predicted model, not a curated record. Lineage: Eukaryota; Metazoa; Chordata; Aves; Passeriformes; Sturnidae.
AUGACGGCGGUUGGUCUGUUUGAUGUAACCCAGUUUUAUGGACGCCGGAGUUGGCAUCCGCACACGCGGGCGGAAGAAAAUAAGCGUGCCGGGGCUCCGGGCCUGCCUGGCCUGGGCUCCCCUGAGCGGAGCCGGCCGGGGAAGCACCCAGAACAAGCAGUAAUUAAGGCUGCAUGGAUAAGCCUCAGCCCUGUCAGGGUGGAUUCUCCUCUGCCAGCUGGUGUUCCUAAGCUUAGUUAUCACUUUGCAUCAUCACACAAGUAUGUUCCCAGACGGGCUGUGCUGUAUGUACCUGCAGAUGAUGAAAAGAAGAUAAGAAAAAUCCCAUCACUAAAUGUAGAUUGUGCGGUGUUGGACUGUGAAGAUGGUGUGGCUCUGAACAGAAAGAGAGAAGCAAGACUGACCAUAGUGAAAAUGCUUGAAGAGUUUGACUUUGGCCAUGCUGAAAAGUGUGUCAGGAUAAACUCUGUGUCCAGCGGCCUUGCAGAAGAAGAUUUAGAGGUGCUUUUGCAGUCCAAGACUCUUCCUUCAAGCAUGAUGUUGCCAAAGGUUGAAAAUGUUGAGGAAAUAAGAUGGUUUUCAGACAAAUUCUUACAUCACCUAAAAGGCCGAACACUUGUAGAACCAAUGAAUUUUAUCCCCUUUGUGGAAACUGCAAUGGGCUUGCUCAAUUUUAAGGCUGUCUGUGAAGAAGCACUGAGAACAGGAUCCCAGGCUGGCUUUCAUUUGGAUGCAGUUGUCUUUGGAGGAGAGGAUUUCCGUGCCAGCAUAGGUGCAACAAGCAGUAAGGAAACUCACGAUAUUCUAUAUGCCAGGCAAAAAAUAAUAGUCACAGCAAAGGCAUUUGGCCUUCAAGCAAUAGACCUUGUUUACAUUGAUUUCCAUGAUGAAGAUGGGCUCCGCAGGCAGUCGAGGGAAGGUGCCUCAAUGGGAUUCACUGGUAAGCAGGUGAUUCACCCCAACCAAAUUGCUGUUGUCCAGGAACAGUUCUCUCCGAGCCCUGAAAAAAUAAAGUGGGCACAAGAACUGAUUUCUGCUUUUGAAGAACAUCAGCGAUUAGGCAAGGGAGCAUUUACUUUCCGCGGGAGCAUGAUCGACAUGCCAUUACUGAAGCAGGCACAGAACAUUGUUACACUUGCCACAGCCAUCAAGAAAAAAUGAGCUGAGCUCCUGACCUAAAGGAGAAAGACUCGAAUAAUUACUCACCAGUUGAAAUAACUGCAAUGAAAAUCUUUACCCUGUGUGAGCUUUGCUUUCCCCCCACACCACCCUUCUGUAAAUGUGCAACAGCCAUUAAAAAUAAUGCUCCAACAAUGCAGGA